AGUGAGGCAUAGAGAAGAGAGAAGAGAGAGGAGAGAGGUCACGUGUGUCACAUUCUUCGAUUCGGCGGAGACCAAAGACUCUCUCUCACUCAACACUCCUCACUUCCCUUCCCACACCACUGGAACGGACAACUUCUCUCUUUCACUGCUCAAACCUAUGAUGGGUAGCGCCAGAGACAGAGACGACGGUCCCCUCACCUAUGCCAACCCAUCAUCAUCAUCCUCACCAAUCACAGUCUCCUCCGACCCUUUAGACAGUUUCCUCAGCGACCCAACUUCCCACAUCGGAAGCGCUUCCGGAAGCUUUCAGAACGAAGGCUUACUCGCCGACACCAGUGGCAGCAACAGCGACGCCGAGUUCGGAUUCUCCCGGCCUGAAUUCCGAACCACCCAACUCGUCGGAACCGUCGACUUGUACCAGCGCCAUGUCUUCCUCUGCUACAAGAAUCCCCAGGUUUGGCCUCCUCGCAUCGAGGCUGCCGAGUUCGAUCGCUUGCCGAGGCUGCUCUCCGCCGCUGUCUUGGCUAGGAAGUCCGAUAUGAAGAAAGAGACUCGGUUAACAAUAUGCGAGGGACAUGAUGGAACUGAAACAUCAAAUGGGGAUGUGUUGAUCUUUCCAGACAUGAUCAGAUACAGGAGGUUGACACAUUUUGAUGUUGACACAUUUGUUGAAGAAGUUUUAGUGAAGGAUGGUGAAUGGCUGCCUGGGACUCCAGAAACACUAAAAGGUUCAUAUAUAUUUGUAUGUUCUCAUGGAUCCCGAGAUCGCCGAUGUGGAGUUUGUGGGCCAGCGCUGGUCAGUAGAUUCAGGGAUGAAAUAGAAAUGCUUGCGUUGCAAGGAAAAGUUUCCGUUAGCCCAUGUUCACACAUUGGAGGGCAUAAAUAUGCUGGAAAUGUGAUUAUAUUUGGACCAAAUGUCAAGGGAGAAGUAACUGGACACUGGUAUGGAUAUGUUAGUCCAGAUGAUGUAUCUGCAUUACUUGAACUGCAUAUUGGGAAAGGAGAAAUUGUAGAUAGGCUUUGGAGGGGUCAGAUGGGUUUAUCGGAGGAAGAACAAAAAGAAUCUCAGUACCAGAGACUCCAGUUGAAUGGCGAAGCUAAUGUCGGAAAGGACAUGAGUGAGCUGGUACAAACACAGAGAACUCUUUCAAACAAUGGUGCUAUUAGAUCCUCAGCCGAGGUUAUGAGCUGCUGCCAGGAGUACGGAAGCUCUUCGUGCUGUCAAAACCCUGUGUUACCUGAGAAGAAGCAUUGUUCUGAUGCAAACGAGAAAUCAAAGAAAGUGAUAGCUGAUAAGAAAAAGAACAGCCGAAAUUUAGUCUCUCGGAUAAAUAGUGGCAAAGGGUCUUCAACACGAAGGGUUUGUUCUAUGCCGACAUGGUUGGAGAGCUGGGAGCGUGAAGAUACAUAUGCAGCUCUAGCUGUUGCCUGUGCUGCUCUAUCAGUGGCCGUUGCUUAUAGCUGCUACAAACAGUCGAGAUAGUCUACAAACCUCACUCACUGGUGUGCUAAAAUAUUUUGUAAUACACCAAUACAAAGAACUAUACUGAUUAUGGAAGAAGAUAGUUUCCCCAGAAAACUUACCACAGGUGUUGUAAAAUGUGGGCUGGGGAUGCAUUUGGUUUGAUCUCUCUUUCUUUUGUUCCUAUGUACCCAUAGAAGUUUGUACUUGUGCAUAUAUGAAUGUUUUCCCAAAUUACAUGAAUUCCACCGAUUCUUUUCUUCAAAAAAAUUUGGGUUUUAGUAUUCCUUAA
Humulus lupulus (European hop) is the source of this 1754-nucleotide messenger RNA. RefSeq lists its product as uncharacterized. The transcript is spliced from 5 exons. NCBI's taxonomy places the organism in Eukaryota, Viridiplantae, Streptophyta, Magnoliopsida, Rosales, Cannabaceae. The record is from RefSeq and is a predicted model, not a curated record. The coding region runs from base 158 to 1483 and encodes 441 amino acids.